Striga asiatica is the source of this 485-nucleotide messenger RNA. The record is from the annotation of a GenBank genome assembly. Lineage: Eukaryota; Viridiplantae; Streptophyta; Magnoliopsida; Lamiales; Orobanchaceae.
AUGGAUGAUAUGCUUUGCCUCAAUAUUCUGGGGAAUAAAAUGCUGAGUCACAGUUUGGUGUUUCCUCGUUCCGAGGCACGAUCCAGGUGGCGUUCUUUUUCACCAAGAACGCCGCGUCAUAUUUCCUCAUUGACACUUGUAGGACCAAUCCUUUUUGUUCCUAUCCCAAAAUUGGUGAAAAGGAAUCCUUCAAAAACAUCUUUUAAGAGAUAUGAGGAUGAAAAGGGCGCGGUCGGGAAUGGUUCCUCGGUCACUCAAUCUUUUUUCUGGCACACAACUUGCGGAGCUUGGUUCAAGUUAUUCCACAAUAAAGUUAAAUAUAUUAUUAUUUGUUUUUGGGAAAUGUUUUUUUGAGCUGGAUAUGUUCUUAAUUAUGUCUCAUUUAAAAUCAACUUAUUGGAGUGAGGUAAUAUGAAAUGUAUGAGCUUAUCAAAUGUAUUAAAGAACUUAUAUGAUGUUUUAGGAGAUUAUAAGAUCUCAUAAAA